AUGCCAUCCGAACCUCUCUCCAACAAUUUAAUAACAGAAGAAGAGGCUGAACUGUAUGACAGACAAAUAAGACUAUGGGGCCUAGAAUCACAAAAUCGACUAAAACAGUCUAAAGUUUUACUAAUUGGGAUGAAUGCGUUGGCUGCAGAGAUAGCCAAAAAUAUUGUUUUGGCGGGUAUCUCCAGUCUCACAAUUGUAGAUGAUAAACAAGUCACUACUGAAGAUUUUGAAAACAACUUCCUGAUACCGCGUGAGUGUAUUGGAUUAAGCCGUGCCGAUGCGGUUAUUGCCCGUACUCAAAGCUUAAAUCCAAUGGUUAAAGUACAGUCUUCUGUAAUAGGAGAUGAUCUUAAAGAGAAAAUCCAAGAAUAUAAUUUGAUUAUCCUUAUCACCGAAUGUUCAAGCGUUCAUUUUAAACAGUGGUCAACUACAUGUGAUAUUGUGAGUAGCAUGGACAUGGAUACAAGACCAUAUAUAAUAUGUGCAUCAGUAUGUGGAUUGUUUGGACUCGCGUACAUAGAUCUUGGCUCGCAUGAGUGCUUGUCUGAAGACGUUAUAGUAAAGAAAAGAUCAAUGGUAGGGGUACCAUCCAGUUCAGUUCAAAAGUUAAAUAAAACAAGUGAAGCAUCGAAAACGGAGACAGUACUUGUAAAAAAGACAUUCAACUAUUGUCGUUUGUCAGAUAGCUUAUGUCUCAUCUCCAAAACGUUGAAAAAUAAAUCACAUGCUAAAUUUAUUCCUAAAGGAUAUUUCCUUAUGCAAGUUUUAAACCAAUGUUCUAUCGACGAAGCACCAUUUACCUUACCAUAUUUACAGUCUCAGUGGCAAAAAGUAUCAAAGUCUUUGGAUGUAGAUGAAACAAUACUUUCCAAUGAAGAUUUAGAAUGUUGUUCUGGUCCUAUAAUCCCAGCUGUUAAUCCAGUACUCGGUGGUGUUGUAUCCCAGGAAAUAAUCAGGGCCAUAACAAGAAAAGGUGCACCACAUGGAAAUUGGUACUUUUUUAAUGGAUCACAGUGCUCAGUUACUGUCGAUUGGUUGCCGCCAAAUGAAGAGAAGUCAUAA
This is a messenger RNA of Schistosoma turkestanicum, 1062 nucleotides long. NCBI's taxonomy places the organism in Eukaryota, Metazoa, Platyhelminthes, Trematoda, Strigeidida, Schistosomatidae. The record is from the annotation of a GenBank genome assembly.